CGGUUAGAGAGAUCGAGUAGAACGUCGAAGGAUCUCGCGUCUUUGGACGUUUCGAGAUCGAUGGCCGUGCUGCUUUGUUUUGGGCCCGCGGGCCCCACGAUUUUACAAGUUCCGACGGCUAUGAUGGAUUCCAUGUCGCAGGGGAAUGUAUUUGUGAUUAUUUGUUUUUUAAGCCCAUGGUUUUUAGGGUUAGACUCUUUAAAGAUGGACGGCGAGUAUUCCAGGGAGGAGGACCUGGAUCCGGCAAGUUCUCGACUGUUUCUCUUCGUAGGGAGAUUUUAGUUGAACCGUUUGAGUACCAGCGAUCGCGCUUCUGUGUUAGAUUGCCUAAGUGCCAUUCUAUCGGUUCGUAGAAUUAAUUUUAUUUAUUUCCUUCCUUUGAAUUAUUCAUUUUUGGCUUUGUUAUUGUCUGCUUAGAAAUGGAAAAACGCGGUAUUUACAAUUUUUUAAUGUAAAAAUAGAAAAGUGCCAUUCAGUUUCCGAACUGAAACGAAAGAAGAGCGAUGGUGGUUCUUUGUUGUACUAAGUGCCAUUCUGUCGAAAUGGAAAAAGGAAUGAUCUUUUAAUGGGAAAAUAGAAAAGUGCCAUUCAGUUUCUGAACUGAAAUAGAAAGAUUUAAUCGUUUGGGAAAAUCGAUGGACUCUAAUGUUUAUUUGACAUUUUCUAGAUAAUACAGGAAUAUACGUAGAGGCUGUAAGAAUGAAUUUCAUCAGCUUAAGGUGAUUUCCCGCCGAAAGAUAAACUGUUCACCGCGUACUUAUAUUCGGCAUGCAUACGCAGGAGCGCAUAGGGUGCAGAACAAGUCCCAAAAACGAAACCCACCAAACCUGUAUAACACUUGAUCUUUAUUCUAUGGGGAAUAGAGGGUCCCCACCGGAAGUUGUGUAGGACCUGUUCAGUACAAGGAUGCAACUUUUUCUAUGAAAUUUAUAAGACAAAGCCGUUCCCUUCUCGAGCCCGAUUCGAAUUUAACAGCACCCGUUACAUUGUUUACAAAACAAUACUCGAUACAAUGUUUGUGUACCUAUCCGAUGAUCCACAACCGGUGGUUCGGAUCAGUUGAACCGGUAAGUCUCUCCGCGAUUAGACGAACCGGUGCCGUAGGAUUAUGGCACCCUUAACGAUCCUCCUUCUUCUCGGUUGCGCCGCCGUUCCCGCCGUGGACAGUUCGCUGCACGACCAGUUGGAUGAGCAGUUGAAGCAAACGAAAAUCGAGAUAGCCAAGCUCUAUUUUCAAGAAUCGCCGCCAGUUCAGAAAAAGUUGUACGACGUGCAAUGGAACAGUCCAUGGAGGAAGAGCUUCGACAAGGAACGGCCCUUCGUCGUGAACGCCUUGAACAAAAUAUUCUUCGUCGAAGGGAGCCGCGUCGCAACGUUCCCCGCUGAUUCGCUACCUUCGGAUCGUACGUCGUUAGGGGAAGUCAAUUUGCGGCGUGACAAUGGUUCCAUUAAAUUCAUCAGAAGCGUCGUGUGGAAGACAGUGCUCUAUCUGCUGGUUUGCUACUCGUCGGACGCGCAGAGCAGUCCGUGCGACUUGUACACGGGAGCGGAAGGCCUCCGAUUGAAACACCGGCAAACCAUUCAGCACAAGGGACUGCCGAUGGACGCCAGCUUCUUUGUCCGCGAGAAUCGUCUUUAUCUCGUGGUCGCCGACAACUCGGGGUGGUUCGCUGUGCCAUCCUUGAUAUACCAUUGGAGAGGAACGUACAUGGAUACGGUGGCGGAAGCGCUAACCACCGCCGCUGUUUCGGUGGCCACGUUCAAGCACAGGGACUCGACUAUCAUAGUGUUCGCGCAGAACAGUCAGCUGGUUCCUAAUAUCGGUUCCGUGGUCUACGAGUUCAAGGAAACCGGCACGAGCAGGAUACAGUUCCUGCCGACCGUCGACCCCGUCUCCGUUCAUUACUACGAUCACGCGGGCUUCAGUUUUAUUUUCCUAAUGAACAAACGGAAACCGAGCAACCUGUUCUGGUGGGACGGGCAAGAACUGUUGGAUUGGCAGCAAGUUCCCGAGAUCAGUGCACCGAGCUCGAUCCACGUAGCGGCUGUGAACGGUGACACCUUUUUCCUCGUGGGCAACGCCAACCAGUUGCAACUAUACAAAUUCGAGAACGCGUCGGAAUGCGCCCUACUGAGUUCAACGAAACUGUUGGAUGGAGAAGCAGUGGUCGAUGUUCAAGUUCGAACAGAAAAGUCAAAGGCGACCGCGGCCCUGGUCACCGUGAACCGCGAUGCUGUCUAUUCCGUGGCCUCGUGGGAGGUGGACAUCAAAGAGAUCCCUUCCGAUCAGUUGACAGAGGAGCCUGACGUUUUGUCCGAGCAUUUGUUAGAUUUGGUGAAAGUAUUGGAGCGAAGGAUGUCGCUCGCGGAUGAAGCGCAGUCCUCGUGGCCAUCUUUGGUCCCGGCGGAUGAAAAUCUAACAUCGUCCCAUCCUGUGACCAUUCCAAAUUUGAUCUUGGAAUCGGGGAUCGUGGAGAACAUCAAUUUCUUCGUCUCUGGGGACGUGAUUGCUCCCCGCGACCUUGAGGCAGGGCUAAACGAUCUAGUUCACGAGAUCGAUGAGACGCUGAUGAUGUCUGAGAACCUUUUAACGACAGACAAUAUAAACUCGUUCUCUGGUAAUCUUGUCGUCAGCGACAGUGCCUUCAUCGAACAGUUGGAAAUUGAUAAGAUCGAGAUCGACUUCCUGAACGACGUUGCUGUUCGGCCGAACACUGAGUCGAACGUGGCGGGAGGAUCUUCGGCCUUGCGUGGGAAUACCGUUGAACACGAUAUCGAAAUCGAGUCCCUUUGCGGCGUUCCGUUUAAGUACUGGGCAUUGAACAACGGAUCAUCCGGAAUGGAGAUAAACCUAGAAGCAAGCGACAUCGAAUUUUCCAAUGACACCGUGCAACUACGAUCGGACGUUUCCUUGGCAGAAUUGAACGUGAAGAUGAUAAACGACCUCGUCGUCGACGAAUUCCUCGACGAGUUGUUUAUUAUCGAUAGAAACCAGAGGAUCAGAGGUGACCUCGUGUACAGUAACACGUUUCAAGCCUACAAUCUCACGACGCGAACGUUGAACAACCGAUCGAUAGACGACUACAUGACUGCAUCGACUAAUCAGACUUUCGACAGGUUUUCCGUGAAGUCUCUUCAGCUGGACCGCUUGAUCGCGGAGUCGAUCAACGGCGUGCCAGUGUCCGAGGCAGCCCGCGUGUCCCAACGAAACACCAUCGAAGGGAAGCUGAAACUGAACAAGCUGCACGUGACGGAGAAAAUCAUGUCGAAGAAGGAGCUGAAGCUGCCGAAGAGCCGGCAGGUUCAGAUUUAUUACAACGUUACCAUCCACACCGACCUGAAGGUGAAAGUCCUCGACAUGGACAGAUACACGAGGAUACUGUUGGACGGCGAGGAAGUGGACUUGGGCAACGUGUUCAAAGACUCCUGGACGAGAUCCACCGAUCAAGAGAUACCGGGCGACGUCGCUUUCGAGAACGACGUGACCAUCGACCGCUUAUCCGCGGAGCGCUUAAACGGAUUCGCCGAAAGAGAGUUCUUGUACACCGACGCGGCGGUUAUCCCGGAAUCGUUCGGGAACCUCCUGUUCCGGGACGUCGAGGUCGACGACGUGUUCUCCACGGAGGGCGAGGACGGCGCGUUGUUCGACGACGCUCCAGAAUCGCUAACGAUUCGAGGCGGACUGCACCUGACGCACCUCCGAGCGGAUAAAUUGUUCGCCGAGCGUUUCAACGGGCUUCCAGUGUCUGGAGACCGGACACAGAAUUUCUCGAAGACGAUGGACUUCUCCGCGAUCCGAGCGAAGCGGGUCAACGUGGAUCAACUCUACUUCCGGUCCUUCAACGGCGAGGACCGUGACGCGUUCAUGAAGCGCGCGGAGAACGGUCAGAAUGAUCGGUCGAUUAGCUUCCAUAAGAGUCCACGGUUUAGCGCCGAGAAUCUGCGCGUCGAGAGGAUCAACGGUAUUGAAAUGGGGAAGUUGAAGUUGUGGGAGAAUAUUCUGAGGUCCGGUUUGAAGAAUUUGACGAUAGACGGCGAUCUGACGGUGGAAGACUUGAGGGUCCGACGUAUCGACGGCCAAGCGCCGGAGGUCUAUCUCAGGAACAUGGCCGAAGGAGACGUCGUGUUCGAUUCGGAGAAGACGAUCGACGAGCUGAUCGUACAGAACGCGACGCUCAGGCUUGUAAACGGCCAUGGUGUGAAUGAUCUCUUCAAGGGUGUGUUCUCGCGAUCGAAGGAGCAGAUCGUGCCGGGUCAGUUUUCUUUCAAUAGAAUGUCCGCUGGGAACGCUGUUGUCAGGUUCAUCAACGAUCGCGAUAGCUCGGGAUUACGCUGGAUCGACGAGCCCUUGUUUUUUGGGGACGUCACGUUCGAUGAUCUGUCUGUGAACAACGUCGCGACGAGGACUGUGAACGGACGGGAGAUCCACGAGUUGUACGAUAACUUAUUGAACGUGCCGGCAAAGACCAUCGAUCGCCUAACUGUGCACGGAGACAUAUUUUGGAACGCAGCUUCGUCGAGUCCAACCUCGUUGUCCUCUUUAUUCAAAAACGCGGUGACUAGAACGACCGAUCAGUCCAUCCACGGCGACGUUGUCUUCGAGGAGAACGUGUCGGUGUCGACUGCGAACGGAGAGUGGAAGGACAUCGACAGGAUACGCGCUAUAGUGACGGACGCAGUGAAGGAUCAUGAAGGAGACAUCGAAGUAACCGGUCAGAAAACGUUCAAGAACAACUUACGCGUCAACAGUCUGUCGGUGACCGGUGAUAUGGCGGUUCCAAUGGUCAACGACAUCGAUGUCGUCGAAUUUAACAACACCGUGGCCCGGAGAGACCAGGAUGAAACGAUAACUGGUCAUUUAACGUUCGACGCGGAAGUCGCGAUCAAUGAACUGUUGGUGAACGACACGGCCCACAACAUACCCUUGCAAGGAGUGGUCCGAGCGACUGACGUACUGCCUCCCAACGUGCACUUCAAGAACCUGGUCGUGCUGAGAGGCGUGUACCUGAAGAACCUGGACGGCGUGGACUUCGACGAGUUCCUGAAGGACCGAGUAACCAUCCACGGGGAUCACGACGUAACUGCUGACGUGCAGUUCAACGGUGUCGUCGAAGUAACAGGGAACGCAACGGUCACGCGGAUCAACGGUAUAGAUCCCGCCGAUUUGAUCCUGAACGGGGUAGAAGGGACGCAGGUCAUAUCCGGUUCGAAGACCUUCGCAGAAAAUCUUCAGGUGAAAGGUGACGUUGAAACGUCGUUGUUGAAUGGUGUGGACAUAUCAUCGGAGUACUCCAGUGGCGUGCAGAACGACGAGGACGUGGAAAUCACUGGAGACUUGGUGUUCGAGUCGACAGUCAAAGUCCCGGAAGACGUUACGGUAUCAGGAUUGGUGAACGGGAUGAAUUUAGCCACGAUCCUCGACGAGCUAAAGGAAGAAACGCAAAGGACGCUUCGAACGUUGAAGCAGAACGAGAUGGAAAUAGACGAGAGCAUCGCGUGGUCCUCGAAGACCGCCGAGAACCUGAGGAAUAUUUUCAUGUACCUAGAGACGGAGGAGAAGCUGAAGAUCGUCGUGCCUAACGCUAGAGCUGCGGACGUCGCCUAUUACGAGGAGACCACGAAAUUGAAUAUAUUUGGGGAGGAGGCUGGUCCUCUUUGCGGUCUGUCCAGUAAUUGCUCCUGUCCGACCGAGUACGUGGCCGAGCUCACGGAGAACGGCUGCUCCGUCUGGAGGACGAACGGCUCGACGACAGUACGGAAUUAUCACGAACUGCACAGCACGUUCGGCGUGAACGUGAUAACGAACACGGUCUCCAGUGGGCCGGGGUGUACUCUAGCCAACGGCGAAGACGAGUUCACCACGAUUUCGUGGAUGAAGCCGGGAAUGAUGGACACUGGAGACGUUCUGGCCAACGUGAAGGAAACGUCUUUCAAAAUCCGGGGGUUCCUCAAGGAUGCGACGGUCUUUAUGACUGACGACAAUGCAGCUUUCGUGGUUCUGGCGAUCUACUACGACUCUUCGCGCGCGUCCCACCUAACCGAUUCCUUGGUCUACAAGAUUGACUUCGAGAAGAACUCGUUGUCGUUACACCAGAAGCUUCCCACCGACGGUGCUUGGGACGUCGAAGUGUUCAAGUUGAACUAUCGCUAUGUGUACUUGUUGCUGGGCUGCUUUGGAAACUCGGAAACGUCUUUCUUGUACAGACUGGACGGAACUACGUCUCAGUUCGUGACCUUGAGAGCAUUCGGAGGCAGAACCCGCAACGUGAAGAGCCUGGCUCAGGAAAAGGAUCAAUUCAUUCUGCUGGACGAUUACGACACGAACGCGGUGAACGUGUUCUACUAUGAUCCGGAAUUCGAUAAUUUUUAUAAUUAUCAAAGUCUCUUUCACGAUUCGAGGGUGAACGGGAUCGCGUGCUUCUAUGCGGACGAUCCUGGUCAUAGCGAUUCUUUCGUCAUCGUCACAACGGAAAAUGAUUACUUCUAUAUUUACGAGUACAUGUUCGCACAGAAAUUCCGGAUGACGGUGCAUCAUCGAAUGGACGAUCUACAAAUUAUGGUCCCGUUUUCCUACGCGGGAGGUCGUUACAUUUUUGCGGGCACAAGCGUAAACAGUACGAUACUGAGAAUCGUAGAACAAGGUCCCCAUUAACAUUUUUAUGAUAAUUCCUAGCCCCUACUGUGUUAGCUCGUAGUGUACCUGUAGCGUGAUGUUUAUUUAUAUUUCCAAAAUGGUACACUAUUAUGCUCGUGUAACAUAAUGCUAAGCAAAUAGAAGCGGAUGUACUGUCGAUACAAUUGCAGUAUUUAUAUUCUAUUAUUACAGAAGAGUUAUAUAAUAUAAAUACGUAGUAGUGGCAAUAUAUAUACAAUACAUAAAAACACGUGCAAUAAGACUGGAUACAUAUAAUUUUACAGGACUUUUAACUAUUGGUCACGACCAUUUUCACUGUCCUCUGGUUCAUUUUCAUUGUUUGGUUCUUUUUGAGAAUGCAUUUGAAAAUGUAAUCAUGAAAAUAUAAUCUUAUUGCGCCAUCUUUCCAUAUGGAUGAAGUACUUAAUUGUUCCUUUAUAGUGUAAGAGUUUGUUCUCUGCUGUUAUGUAGUUUUGCUUUUUAUCACUAGCAGUGCUAGUAACUAUAAAUUAUACCUAUUAUUAGAAAUA
Molecule: messenger RNA, 7164 nt
Organism: Nomia melanderi (Alkali bee)
Lineage: Eukaryota; Metazoa; Arthropoda; Insecta; Hymenoptera; Halictidae
Cellular component (GO): cell surface
Molecular function (GO): heparin binding
Source: RefSeq, a predicted model, not a curated record